Messenger RNA from Galendromus occidentalis (western predatory mite), 3033 nucleotides. Its product is annotated as extensin-like. The record is from RefSeq and is a predicted model, not a curated record. The transcript has a single exon. Bases 1 to 3033 code for a protein of 1010 amino acids. Lineage: Eukaryota; Metazoa; Arthropoda; Arachnida; Mesostigmata; Phytoseiidae.
AUGUCUAAGCGACCUCUGGUCCCCGCUUCGGUUCUGUUCCGAGUUAUGCCAGGAUCCAUGCCUGAGGCGGGAGCGCCGAAUGCCCCUGUUUUCGAACCUCAAGAGAUUCGACCGGAAGCUCCGUGGCAGGAUGCGUUCCUGCUCGAAGAGCAGCCGCAGCCUCGGAACGCUGAAGCUCACGACACCGUGAAUUCGCCCCCCUUUGAGGGAAUCGCACCGUAUAAAUUCCCCGCGACGGGAUUCGAUCGGAGAGAAGCAGCUCCGAUGGACACACCGAUGGCCCGAUUGUCAAGAGCUGUUCAAAAGCCACAACCUGGAACCUGGCGGCCUGAAAUCACCCUUCAACCCGAGCCCUUCUCCCAAAUAUCGCCGUGUCCUGGAGCUCCAGGAACCGAUCGGACGAAGCGAGAAACUCUACCUCAUAUCCCCUCCACACCGGAGACGACCAUCCCGGAACUCGGGCCGGAGGCAUCCCAGACUCCCUCAGCAGGAGCUCAAGAGCCCCUCGAGUUGCAAGCACCCCCGCCUGCACUAUAUAUAGCACCCGUCAGCAAACCAUAUGCCGAAUUUUUUCCGCCCAACGAUGCAGUGAUGCAACACGCUGAACCUGGUGCGCAAGAAUCAUGCCAAGAAACGCUGCCGGGAAUCGCGCGACCAGUAGACGGAGUUCCUCCUGAAACAGGUCGCGCCCAGGCCUCCGAGGGUCAGCCUCCUCCAAAUGGUGGAGAGUUCCGAGAAAUACAGCCAGGGUCUUCCAUAUCGUCGCACGGUGUCUCUCCUGAUGCCUCCUCGACUCACGUUGUACUACCGCAAAGUGAAGUUCAGAUUGUUUAUCCUGAACCAAUCGGAUCGGGACCGUACCAAGAGAUACAGCUCGAGAUCCCUCAGCCAGAACAGAAUCUUCCAUCUGCCAACUGUCGCGCGACGGAGGCAUUUCCGGGAAGUCAAAUACGUAUAGAAUUUCCCCAGUCUCCCGUCGCAGAAGCUUACAACGAGGUACAGCUCGGAAUUCCCCUCCCGAUACAGGGCUCCCCUCCUGUUGCCUAUCCAGUGCAGGGAGAUCCCCCGCUGGGCGAGGAACACAUGGUAUUUCCUCAGCCGUCUACCACGGACGCCUUCCAGAAUAUACAGCUCGAAGUGCCUCAACCAGCACAGAAUCUUCCUCUCGACGCCCAUCCAAUAUUUGGGGAAACUCCACAACGUCCAUCGGAGGCGUGCCUCCAGGCUCCUCUGGCAGAGACGGAUACGGAGAGGCGGGUCGAAUUCACUCAACCUGUACAGGACUUCCCUCCCGUCGACUACCGGACCCGAGAGCCGCCAACGCAUGGUGAGCUACAAAACCUGUUUCUCCAGCCUGUCGAGGGAGGCCCUAACCGGAAACCACAGCUUGACCUCGCUCAAACGGUGGAGGAUGUCCCUCCUGUCGCCUAUUCCACACUAGGAGAAAACCCGCAGAAUUCUGGAACGGAUCAAGCGAUGCUGCCCGUGAUCCCCCAGCCAGUAGAGGACGCUCCUCCUGACGACUACUAUGCAACAGCGGUGCUUCCGCAGGUUGAAGUUGUGGGGGCGUGUGCUCCGAUUCCCGCCGAAGAACCCUACCAAGCGAUGCAGCUCGGAAUCCCCACGGCGGUCCAGGACGUCGCACCCGUCGACGAUGACACACAACGGGCGCUACCGCAGGGUGAAGCACAGACGGAAUAUCGCGAGCCUCCAAUAUCAGGAGCUCACCGUGCGGUCCCACAACCGGUCCAGGACGCUCCCUUUGUCGCCUAUCCGGUACAAGAAGGGACGUCGCCCGGUGAAAUACAAAUAGCAUAUCCUCAACCCGAUGUUUCAGACGUCGAUCGAGGUAGACCGAAUCGUCUGUCUGUCGAAGACCCCGCCCCUAUAUUCUUCCCCAGAUUGCCCACCCAUCAUCAGGCUUGGACACCCGAACCAUCGCCUUGGUAUGACACGCCAGGCGAAAAUCGGCCUGUCUUGCAACAAUCGGCUCUGCCCGUUCAGCAACCUCUCCCUAUCACGUAUUCAGAGAUACCUCAAAUUGAGCCCGAGAUACCCCCGCCCUGGCCUCGCGCCCUCGAAGCAGCGAAAUCCGAAGAGUUGCCGAUUUUCCCCGAACCAACAACACCUCAGGAGGAUCCUCAAACACUUGACAAGGGCAUCGAGCAGCUCGGAGAAGCGGAGGAUCUUCCGGCUGAAGGAGCUCCUCCUCCUCCCCCUCCUCCCCAAGGACCGGAGGAGAGACUUUCACCAGUCGCAACGGAAUAUCAAGCGGGAACAGAGCCCCCUCCGGAGACAGCGACGCCAGCAGGGAUGCCGAUUCCGACGUCGACUCUAGCAGGAGCGAUUUCACAAGGACCGCGUCAGAUCUUCUUACCCCCUGGAAUUCCCGUACGGUCACCUCCGCAGGCGGAACAGAAACUCCGACUCAGUGCCAUCGCAUCACCUUUCCCGAUUCCUGCCUCAGCUGGAGUGCGUUUACGUUCGGGGUUUUCCGCCACGGCAACGUCUACAACCGACGAUAAUGCGUCCAUCGCGGAAUUCGUCGCUCUCCCCGCAGGGCAGAUCUCUCCCAUGAAGGGCCUGAAGGUUCUCGUUCCUGCAGCGCUUCUGGCUGCUAGAACAGGCACACGAGCCGAAUCCGGGGCAAAAUCAGUGUCCGCACUCAAGCCGGAAGAGAAAUUCUAUUAUCCUCUACGAAUUCUCGUCCGCGCCGAGAUUUCUGCCACGAAGCCGCCAUUUUCGCCUCCGUGUAAGAAGAGAAAUUUCACAGCGGCUGCCUCACCCUCGCGAGUGGGGCCACGACAAAUACUGGUGCCUCCCGGGCUCCCUAUCAGAAAUCUUCCGCCGAUGAACCCCGAUGAGAAUUCCGGACGAAUCUCUGAGCCAUUCGCAGAGUUACUGGCUCGAUACCGACAGUCACAUUUUUCCAUCGAAGAGAUGCUUGCCGCGAAGGCCGCCAAAAACGAUCGGGACGCUUUGCCCCGUACAGGCGCAGCAAAGCAUAUCAGAGGUUCCCUAUCCAUCGAAUAG